AUGGUGACGGUUUCGUUAGUUGCGGCCGUGGCCUGCGUGGUUUUAGCCACGAUGUGGCUGCUAAAUGUGGCUGUCAAGUCGAUGAAGUUGAAGAAAGUCAUUGAUAAGAUCCCAGGGCCAAGUGCUCUGCCAUUGUUGGGGAAUUCUCAUCAACUGCGAGGCAAUGGCGCAGAUUUUUUUGCAACGGUAUGUAAUUUUGCAAAGGAGUUUCAGGAUGGUAGGAUGUACCGCAUGUGGCUUGGGACAGAUCCCUAUGUUCUCCUGUAUGGAGCUGACACAGUAGAUUGUCUCUUGAACAGCACCAAGCAUAUGGAUAAGGCCUACUCUUAUACCUUCUUACACCCCUGGCUUGGUACAGGAUUGCUGACAAGCACUGGAGAGAAAUGGAAAGUGAGAAGAAGAAUGAUCACUCCAACAUUCCACUUCAAGAUUCUCCAUGACUUCCUGAACGUCUUCAAUGAGCAAGCAGAAAUCAUGAGUAGAAAACUUAACGGACAUGUCAACAGGGGAUCCUUCAAUAUUUUCUCUACCAUUACCUUGUGUGCCUUAGACAUCAUUUGUGAAACUGCCAUGGGCCGUAACAUCAAUGCUCAAGCAAACAGUGAUUCCGAGUACGUGCAGGCCGUUUACAGUAUAGGGGAGAUAAUCCAGAACCGCCAGAAAAACCCACUGCAGUGGCCAGACGCUGUUUUCAGUGUGAUUGGAGCUGGAAAGGAGCAUGCCAGAUGUCUCUCCAUUCUACAUGGCUUCACCAACAAGGUUAUCCAGGAGAAGAUGGCUGAACUGAAGGACAAACACAAUGAGCACAAAACUUUGAAGGAUCUUACAGACAACUUAACCACAGAUUCGGAUAAUGUCUCAGUGGGAACGAAGAAGAAACGGUUGGCUUUUUUGGACAUGCUGCUGUGCGAAGGCGAGGAUGGCACACAUCUGAGCAAGGAAGAUGUUCGUGAAGAAGUGGACACAUUCAUGUUUGAGGGUCAUGACACGACAGCAGCUGCUGCUAACUGGGCUGUCCACUUGCUGGGAUCCCAUCCUGGGGUCCAGCAGAAGGCACAAGAAGAGGUGGACAAGAUCUUUGGAGACAGUGAGCGGCCUGCCUCAAUGGAAGAUCUGAAGGAGAUGAAAUACUUGGAGUGUGUUAUCAAGGAAGCUUUGCGUCUUUACCCCUCAGUGCCAUUUUUUGGCAGGACACUGACUGAGGAUGUCACCAUAGGUGGGUAUGAGGUGCCCAAAGGUACUACAGCUGUGAUUAUCACAUAUGCCCUUCACCGUGACGAGAAAUAUUUCCCUGACCCAGAAAGGUUUGACCCAGAUCGCUUCUCAGCAGAAAAUGUGAUUGGACGACACCCAUUUGCUUACAUACCCUUCUCUGCCGGCAUGAGGAACUGUGUUGGCCAGAAGUUUGCUCUGAUGGAAGAGAAGGUUAUCUUGUCCACCAUUUUGAGGAAGUUCUCGAUCAAGUCGACACAGAAAGAAGCAGAUCUUAAGCCUGUUGGAGAACUGAUUCUGCGACCAGGUAACGGGGUUUUUGUGGAGCUGACCAGCCGAGGUCACUGAACGCACACCUCUAAUCAGUGGCACCAAGUGGUAAUGGUCAAGAAAGAGGUCAACACGUACCUCUUAACCAUUCCACUUAUGGUAGGUCAAGAUGGGUAUAAAGAUAGUGGAGUUAAAUGGUGGAAGGACAGCUGAAUAAUUUGUUAGACUAUAUAUAUUUAACCUGGCUGUCAAUACUAGUUCAUGUAUACAGAAAUAAAUUAUAUAUGUAUAUAUUAUUGUCCUGUUGUGCAAGAUUGAUGGCACAGGUCACUUAGUGUAUUCAAAACCUUCACCAGAAGCAAAUCCAUGGAUAUUUGUUUAACAUUCAGCAGUCAUAUACAGCUGUUCAGCUAUAGCUGAGACUGAUAUAACAGUUCUGUUAGUCCCAGGCUAUAAAGGCCCCAAAUAUUUGUGUACACACACAUGAAGCCGUCCCCCUACAGGUCAAGGCCACUGAACCCCACACAUGUAUGUACACGCACAUGAAGCUGUCCCUCUACAGGUCAAGGCCACUGAACCCCACACAUGUAUGUACACGCACAUGAAGCUGUCCCUCUACAGGUCAAGGCCACUGAACCCCACACAUGUAUGUACACGCACAUGAAGCUGCCCCCCUACAAGUCAAGGCCACUGAACCCCACACAUGUGUGUACAUGCACAUGAAGCUGUCCCCCUUCAGGUCAAGGCCACUGAACCUCACACUUGUAUGUACAUGCACUUGAAGCUGCCCCCCUACAGGUCAAGGCCACUGAACCCCACACAUGUAUGUACACGCACAUGAAGCUGUCCCCCUACAGGUCAAGGCCACUGAACCCCACACAUGUAUGUACAUGCACAUGAAGCUGUCCCUCUACAGGUCAAGGCCACUGAACCCCACACAUGUAUGUACAUGCACAUGAAGCUGUCCCCCUUCAGGUCAAGGCCACUGAACCCCACACAUGUAUGUUCACGCACAUGAAGCUGCCCCCCUACAGGUCAAGGCCACUGAACCCCACACAUGUAUGUACACGCACAUGAAGCUGCCCUCCUACAGGUCAAGGCCACUGAACCCCACGCAUGUAUGUACAUGCACAUGAAGCUGUCCCCCUUCAGGUCAAGGCCACUGAACCUCACACUUGUAUGUACAUGCACUUGAAGCUGCCCCCCUACAGGUCAAGGCCACUGAACCCCACACAUGUAUGUACACGCACAUGAAGCUGCCCCCCUACAGGUCAAGGCCACUGAACCCCACACAUGUAUGUACACACACAUGAAGCUGCCCCCCUACAGGUCAAGGCCACUGAACCCCACACAUGUAUGUACAUGCACAUGAAGCUGUCCCCCUACAGGUCAAGGCCACUGAACCCCACACAUGUAUGUACAUGCACAUGAAGCUGUCCCUCUACAGGUCAAGGCCACUGAACCCCACACAUGUAUGUACAUGCACAUGAAGCUGUCCCCCUUCAGGUCAAGGCCACUGAACCCCACACAUGUAUGUUCACGCACAUGAAGCUGCCCCCCUACAGGUCAAGGCCACUGAACCCCACACAUGUAUGUACAUGCACAUGAAGCUGUCCCCCUUCAGGUCAAGGCCACUGAACCUCACACUUGUAUGUACAUGCACUUGAAGCUGCCCCCCUACAGGUCAAGGCCACUGAACCCCACACUUGUAUGUACAUGCACAUGAAGCUGUCCCCCUUCAGGUCAAGGCCACUGAACCCCACACUUGUAUGUACAUGCACAUGAAGCUGUCCCCCUUCAGGUCAAGGCCACUGAACCCCACACAUGUAUGUAUAUGCGUUUAAAAGUGUGACUGAUGGUGAAAACUAACUAUUUACAAGCUAUGAGGGAGAUGAUAAUGUAGGCCUAUCUCAGAAGCAGAAAGUAGUUUAAAUGGUGUGUGCAGAAAAUAGAUGUGCCUAUAUUUAAAAGUCCACAGGACACUACAUAGGAACAUAGUAAAUGUAAUGUGCAGUUAGAAUACCUGUGAUGGCAUUGUCAGUUUUUUAUCCAAGUUGUCUGCUGUGUUUAUAGAGAACUAUAGCUAUUAUAUGUCCAUAUGUACAUGUAGAUAUUGUAGGGCACCCAUAUAUCUGCAUGUACUGGUAGAUAUUAUAGAGUGUGUAUAUAUCCAUAUCUACAUGCAGAUAUUGUAGGGCACCCAUAUAUCUGUAUGUACUGGUAGAUAUUAUAGAGUGUGUAUAUAUCCAUAUCUGCAUGUAGGUAUUGUAGGGCACCCAUAUAUCUGCAUGUACUGGUAGAUAUUAUAGAGUGUGUAUAUAUCCAUAUCUACAUGCAGAUAUUGUAGGGCACCCAUAUAUCUGUAUGUACUGGUAGAUAUUAUAGAGUGUCUAUAUAUCCAUAUCUACAUGCAGAUAUUGUAGGGCACGCAUAUAUCCGUAUGUACUGGUAGAUAUUAUAGAGUGUCUAUAUAUCCAUAUCUACAUGUAGAUAUUUUUGAGUGUCUAUAUAUAUCCAUAUCUACAUGUAGAUACUGUAGGGCACCCAUAUAUCUGCAUGUACUGGUAGAUAUUAUAGAGUGUCUAUAUAUCCAUAUCUACAUGUAGAUACUGUAGGGCACCCAUAUAUCUGCAUGUACUGGUAGAUAUUAUAGAGUGUCUAUAUGUCCAUAUGUACAUGUAGAUAUUGUAGGGCACCCAUAUAUCUGCAUGUACUGGUAGAUAUUAUAGAGUGUCUAUAUAUCCAUAUCUACAUGCAGUUAUUGUUGGGCACCCAUAUAUCUGUAUGUACUGGUAGAUAUUAUAGAGUGUGUAUACAUCCAUAUCUACAUGUAGAUAUUUUUGAGUGUCUAUAUAUCCAUAUCUACAUGUAGAUAUUGUAGGGCACCCAUAUAUCUGCAUGUACUGGUAGAUAUUAUAGAGUGUCUAUAUAUCCAUAUCUACGUGUAGAUACUGUAGGGCACCCAUAUAUCUGCAUGUACUGGUAGAUAUUAUAGAGUGUCUGUUUAUUGGUGUAAACAUGUAGGUCUAUGUUUUGUUGAAGUGUUCAUGAGUUGUUUUUUUUUAAUGAGAGCUAGAGAUUUGACUAUGUAACCAAAAUUUCUACCUGAGGAAAAUUAUUAAAGUAGCUGUUGAACAGUCUGGCUGAGUAAUGGGUAUGCCACUGAUAUGUACAGGAAUUUCUGCCCAAAGUAAAUUUUACAUUUAAAUAUAUUUGGUGUCAAACAUCGGAUUUACACAAGAAAAUUAUAACAAAAGCAAGGCUUUAAUUGAUUUCUUUAGAGGUAAAGAGUUUGACUAAUGUGUAAUUGGACUACACAUUGAUACUGGAGUAAGUCUUGAAUCACAUCUGUGUCAUCCAAUCACAUCUCAGGAUUCAGAUAGAACAACAAUCAAAUAGCUGAUUUCCUUUGGCUUGUGAUUCAGAUCUGUGUAGUAGAGAACAGGGGUCUAUUAGAGAUAGUCAUUGUGCUACCUGUCCUAAGCUGUCUAGUGGCUGGAUGGCUUUAUCAGUAUUAGGUUACCAGGUCAAAGUAGUGAUUAAGUCUCAGGGCAUUAUUAUGAUUACAGCCUGAAAUCAGUGAUUAGCUGCUGUAACUAAUCAGUAUUAAAUCUUCUCUGUGUGCUUGUGUUUACUGUGACGGGCAAGCUUACAUGUCAGUAAUGAUGUGUAUGUUAAUGUUUUGUUCUUGGGAGACAGCGUUGUUAUGUGUGUCCACAUCCUGGGGAAGAUACUUUAAUAGCUAACACACUUUGAUGUAUUAUAUUUUAUCCAAGCGUUUGUUCAUGUAAGCUCAGUUCCUAUACAUAUUAUACUUUUACAAUGUAUAAAACACUUUCUAAUCAAAAUGUGAUUGAUAAAUAUUUGAUGAGCUCAGCAUUUUGACAACGUGACUUGCCAGUAUGAGUAUUUUUAUAUGAUUGUGAUUUACUAUUUGUCUAUGCUUGAUAUUGAUACAGUUAUUUUAUAACAUCCUACUUAUUAUUAAUAUUUUGUUUACAAGGUGUUAUGGAAAAGGUUUUUGUUUUGUCUGAAGGUCACCCUGUCACAACUGGGUUAUGGAGAAAGAGUCAGGGGCAUAAAACUGUCCUAUUGAUGUGUGUUAUAGUCCAUAUAUGAUGUUGUUUAGA
Messenger RNA from Liolophura sinensis, 5612 nucleotides. Its product is annotated as cytochrome P450 4V2-like. The record is from RefSeq and is a predicted model, not a curated record. Gene Ontology annotation, molecular function: iron ion binding; heme binding; oxidoreductase activity, acting on paired donors, with incorporation or reduction of molecular oxygen. NCBI's taxonomy places the organism in Eukaryota, Metazoa, Mollusca, Polyplacophora, Chitonida, Chitonidae. The transcript is spliced from 12 exons. Bases 1 to 1560 code for a protein of 519 amino acids.